CAAGAUGGCGACGCCGCCAAGCGAGCUGCUGGAGCCAGACCCUGGGACGCUGAGUCCCGCGCAGCUGGAGCAGCUGCGAGACUUCAAGAUUCAGACUCGGAUUGCUAAUGAAAAGUAUCUAAGGACCCACAAAGAAGUAGAAUUGCUCAUAAGUGGUUUUUUCAGAGAAAUGUUUUUGAAAAGACCAGACAACAUCCCGGAAUUUGCUGCAGACUAUUUCACGGAUCCAAGACUUCCCAGCAAGAUUCAUAUGCAGCUAAUUAAAGACAAAAAAGCGGCUUAAUUAGCAAAAUCAUGAUGCUCAGCUGUUGGGAGAGACCAGCCUGAAUCCAGCUUCAGGGGUCACCUGGAAGCAUGAGCCCCUUGUUGCCAUCAGGGACCUCCAGUUGAUGGCUUUCCAGGACACAAUGGAUCAGACGGACAACCUGGUCCCCAGGGCCCGAAAGGCGAAAAAGGAGCAAAUGGAAAAAGAGGAAAAAUGGAGACAGAGUCUCACUUUACCGCCUUCGGUAGAGUACCAUGAUGUCACAGGACUCACAGCAACCUCCAGCUCUUGGGCUUCCGCAAUUCUCCUGCCUCAGCCUCCCCAGCAGCUGGGACUACAGGCGCC
Nycticebus coucang (slow loris) is the source of this 610-nucleotide messenger RNA. It is a transcript of the gene RIIAD1, whose product is annotated as regulatory subunit of type II PKA R-subunit domain containing 1. The transcript has 7 exons. The record is from RefSeq and is a predicted model, not a curated record. Lineage: Eukaryota; Metazoa; Chordata; Mammalia; Primates; Lorisidae. Bases 5 to 283 code for a protein of 92 amino acids.